CUCACAGGACAGAUAUCACGUGAAAAAGUUGCAUUAGAAUCCUUGGCUUUCCUCUCCAUCUCUACCAACAACCUGACAAAUGCCACUGGGGCUUUUAGGAUUCUAAAGGGUUGCAAGAACCUGACCACUCUGGUCCUGUCCAAGAAUUUUAUGUUUGAGCCUGUGCCAGAUGAUGAAAGCCUAGGAGACCCAGAUGGAUUCCAGAAUCUUCGGGUUUUUGCUCUGGGGGGUUGCCGAUUCACAGGUCAAGUACCCACCUGGCUAGGCAAGCUUAAAAAUCUUCAAGUCUUGGACCUGUCAUUUAAUCUUAUAACUGGUUCUCUACCCGGUUGGUUGGCUAGUCUGCCCAACCUUUUCUACAUUGAUUUGUCCAAUAACCGCCUUCAAGGCGGAUUUCAUAAUGUCCUCUGUGGGAUGCCAGUUUUGACAUCGAAAGAGGCCAGUGAUAAGGUGGACAGAAGUUAUUUAGAGUUGCCAGUAUUUAUGAAGCCCAAUAAUAAUGCUACUGAUCUGCAGUACAAUCAACUGUCCAACCUCCCUCCAGCCAUAUAUCUGAGUAACAACAGCCUUAAUGGCAGUAUCCCCAUUGAGAUUGGCCAACUGAAGUUUAUUCAUGUGCUGGACCUGAGUCACAACAACUUCUCUGGCAGCAUCCCGGAUCAGAUUUCUAACCUCACCAAUUUAGAGAAAUUGGAUCUUUCUUAUAACCAACUAUCUGGCAAAAUCCCUGCUUCUCUUAAAGGUCUGCAUUUCCUGUCUUCCUUCAGUGUGGAAUACAAUGAUCUUCAGGGACUUAUACCUUCCGGAGGCCAGUUUGAUACUUUUACCAUCUCCAGCUUUGAAGGAAAUCCAGGCUUAUGUGGCCCUCCAACUCCCAAGCGCUCUUGCCAUCAAAGCCAUCAAAGCCCUCAAAGUCCUCCACAAGUACUUGAAGUUACUCAGAGAUCUAAGACACAGACGAUUCUUAUUGCACUCAUCUUUGGAAUCUUCUUUGGCAUUGGCUUUGGUAUUGGUUUUAGCAUGGAUGAUAAAAAAAUUCCGAUAAUUGGCAGGCGUAGGAAGUAA
Prunus avium (sweet cherry) is the source of this 1065-nucleotide messenger RNA. Its product is annotated as receptor-like protein 2. Lineage: Eukaryota; Viridiplantae; Streptophyta; Magnoliopsida; Rosales; Rosaceae. The record is from RefSeq and is a predicted model, not a curated record. Gene Ontology annotation, molecular function: protein binding.